UCACGUUCCAUUAGGGUGUUGUUCUUGUUUUGCCUGUUGUACUUAGUAACUUCAUUAAAAUAAGGUAUUUGAAGUACAAACCUACAAGAAAAUGUCAAUAUUGGGGUCUUUCGGAGAAGCUUUUUGGUCAACAAGAAUAUGGUUGCCACCUAAUACAACGUGGGAGGAUAUCGCUCCUGGUUCUAGGUUAGAUGUAAAGCAUGCAGAUUAUAGAGAUCUAGUUUGGCCACUCCCGUUGGCUUUAGUAGUGAUGAUUAUUCGAUUUGCUCUGGAAAGGUAUUGGAUCGCACCUGUUGGCAAAUCUUUAGGCAUAAGAAAUUUAAAACCAAAAAAAGCUCCCUUUAAUAAAGUUUUGCAAAAAGCAUUUGAAACUUCAUCCAAACUAGAUCAUCAAAAGAUAAUCGAACUUUCAAAGCAUACAGAUUUAACUAAACGUCAAGUUGAACGCUGGUGGCGUUUACGAAAGGCACAAGAUAAACCGUCCACUUUGACCAAAUUUUGUGAAACAACAUGGAGGUGUAUAUACUACACAUACAGUUUUAUAUUUGGUGUUAUAGUGCUUUGGGAUAAGCCAUGGUUUUGGGACUUAAAAAACUGUUGGUAUGGUUACCCACAUCAGGUAUAUUUAUAUAUAUAACUAAUGAUAUGUUGGGCAUUUCACAUGUACU
Teleopsis dalmanni is the source of this 668-nucleotide messenger RNA. Its product is annotated as ceramide synthase 6-like. Lineage: Eukaryota; Metazoa; Arthropoda; Insecta; Diptera; Diopsidae. Gene Ontology annotation, molecular function: DNA binding; sphingosine N-acyltransferase activity. The transcript is spliced from 3 exons. The record is from RefSeq and is a predicted model, not a curated record. Gene Ontology annotation, biological process: ceramide biosynthetic process. The coding region runs from base 92 to 637 and encodes 181 amino acids. Gene Ontology annotation, cellular component: membrane.